Messenger RNA from Miscanthus lutarioriparius, 1242 nucleotides. NCBI's taxonomy places the organism in Eukaryota, Viridiplantae, Streptophyta, Magnoliopsida, Poales, Poaceae. The record is from the annotation of a GenBank genome assembly.
AUGCCCUUCUCACGUGCGUGCUCCGCCACGAGAAAAAAACAAGGGCCUCGUUUUCCUGCGAGAUCCCCUGGAAAACGGCGGGGCGCGGCAGGAGAGGAGUGGCCGCCACGCACGCCGGAGGCAUCACGUGCCGGUGACCACCAGCCACAGGCCACACCGUCCUGCAUCCACCGUCCUGAUCUUCAUCCAGGUCAUCCGCUCGCUCGCUGCGCCGGGACCAGGACAGGCCGCGUGCCGUGUCCGUAUGCGUAUGCGUAUGCGUAUGCGUAUGCUGGCGCCUGGCGGGAUAUAAAGGCGGCCCCGCGCCCACCGGUUCUUCCUCCCUCUUUAUCUUCUCUGAAUCCCCAGGCAGGCAGGUCGGCGAAGAGGGCUGGUGAGGCAGCAAGGCCGAGCCGUGGGAAGCGGGGGCUCGGGACGGGACAGGCAGAGGAGAACACAAAAAUCCCAGAUCCUUCCUGCCCGCCCGUGCCCGUCGGCGCGUCGUUCUUGCCGGCCGCGCCAUACCUCCGGCUUCUCCUCAUCCAGGUGAUUGCUGCAAUGGGAAUUCUUUUGGUGGGGGGAAUUGGAUACACAACAAGGUGCAGGAUGGUGCUGUGGGUCUUCGGCUACGGGUCCCUCAUCUGGAACCCCGGCUUCGACUUCGACGACAAAAUCCUUGGCUUUAUCAAAGGCUACAAGCGGACCUUUAAUCUCGCUUGCAUUGACCACAGAGGCACACCGGUGCAUCCGGCGAGGACCUGCACGCUUGAAACUGACGACGAGGCCAUAUGCUGGGGAAUUGCAUAUUGUGUCAAGGGUGGUCCAGAAAAAGAGCGAAAAGCAAUGCAGUACUUGGAGAGAAGGGAGUGUGAGUAUGACCAGAAGAUAUCCAUUGAUUUCUACAAGGAAGGAGAUCCCCUGAAACCAGCUGUGACUGGCGUCUUAGUUUUUGUGUCCACUCCAGAUCCAAUUGGCAACAAGUACUACCUUGGCCCUGCUCCUUUGCAGGAUAUGGCAAGGCAAAUUGCUACAGCCAAUGGCCCUACUGGCUAUAAUAGGGAUUACCUGUUCUCAAUGGAGAAGGCAUUAGCCAGCAUAAGCCACGAAGAUGAUUCAAUCAUAGAGCUUGCAGACGAGGUGAGGAAGGUGCUCAACAGAACAAAGGAGACCAAAAUCACUGGUGCCAAUGCUUCCCUGAAAUCUCAUGUCCCUCUUGUGCACCUGUCUGCGCUUCCAGAAGGCACCGUUGUGGACUCGAGAUAG